Molecule: messenger RNA, 555 nt
Organism: Parnassius mnemosyne (clouded apollo)
Lineage: Eukaryota; Metazoa; Arthropoda; Insecta; Lepidoptera; Papilionidae
Source: the annotation of a GenBank genome assembly
AUGGUUCGAAAAAUCAGUGCCCUCGUGUGUUGUCUCUGCGUUUUUGGUAUUUCAUCGAGCGACAGCGCAAUUUCAGCGGAAAAAGAAACAAGAUGCCGCAACCCACCCACAGCUCCACAGAAGAUUGAACGCGUCAUCACACUUUGUCAGGACGAAAUUAAACUGUCCAUACUCAGAGAGGCGCUGGACGUGAUAAAGGAGGAGCACACAAUGCCAGCACAGAGGCGGCGUAACAAGCGCGAAGUGCCGUUUACCCACGAUGAGAAGAGAAUAGCUGGGUGCCUAUUGCAGUGCGUUUACCGGAAAGUGAAAGCGGUGGACGGCUAUGGAUUCCCAACGCUGGAGGGUCUCGUGGGACUGUACUCGGAGGGCGUUAACGAACGCGGUUACUUUAUGGCAGUACUCGAGGCGUCGCGCGAAUGUCUCAUGAGGAACCAUGAUAAGUUCUCCAGGACCGUGCCAAUGGAUAACGGUCGCAAUUGCGACGUCUCUUUCGACAUUUUCGAGUGCAUAUCGGACCGCAUCGGCGAGUACUGCGGCAAUUCUGUACUCUGA